AUGAAAUCUUCCUCACAAAUCGAACAAGCCGUCAAGCAGAUCCCUCCUCAGCCACACUUCAGAUUUGUCUUUAGGCCUGCGACUUCAUCGAAAGUCCAAGUGUCAAAGCUUCACAAGAGGAAGCAUCAGAUCACGUCGUUAUUCAUGGACAUGAAGCACAAGGAGAGCGAGUUGGCAACAUAUUUUCUGUAA
Messenger RNA from Arabis nemorensis, 192 nucleotides. The record is from the annotation of a GenBank genome assembly. Lineage: Eukaryota; Viridiplantae; Streptophyta; Magnoliopsida; Brassicales; Brassicaceae.